AUUAAGUUUGACGUUGUGACGUUGUGUAUACAAGCCAAGAGAUUUUAAUAAAAACACAUUCAUUUGAGUGACUUUUACCAAUAGUCUACCGUCAAAAACGGAGAGAAUAACGAACGACGAUGGCCUCAGAUGUGUACACUUUUGAAAAAACUUUAAAUGAGCGUCUUAUUGAAUACCAAACAAUUUUAUGCAUUGAUAAAGAAAGUUUGCCCGGACCUAGAAUUCGUUCUGUUUGGGGUAGUUACUUGCAGCUAUUGAUUGAAGGAAACGGAUGGAGUGCCAUUUGGAAGAUAUGCCGCAAAACUUGCGAGAAGUACAGUAUUGGUUUUCCUACUGUAGUUUUCGUGGUGGUAUUGGGAGUUGACUGCACAGAACUUUCAGCUGUAAUUGAGGUGAAUGCUGUUCAAGACGAUAUCCAUUUGCCACUGUAUCACAGAGUUCCAUUGAUUCACCUGUACCCAACAAAACAACAAAGAAAGAACUGUCUUAAAAUAGAAGAAACAGCUGAAUGUUUGGACCAGUUGAGGUUCUUCUACAAUCAUCUGUGGCGCCCAUGGGAUGAUAUGAAUGAAUAUUGCAAGUCUGAUUGGCCAGCAACUCAUCUUCAACAACGCAUAGAUCUACUUGAAGUAAUGCAGUCCGAUGCCAUAUGCCGUGAGAAAUGGGAAUACUUACGGUCCCUCUUGCAAGAAGCGAAAGACAUAAAACAAAAUAUGGAAUCUCUUGACUCUGAACUCACAGAAGAUGGAGAAGUUCCUGUAGAAGUUACCUACUCACUUACAAAAUACUAUCUGCGAUUGAAGCAAAUCAAGAAAGAGGUUGAAAGUUUUGAAAAUCCUGUAACGAGGAAACUGUUGACUCAAAAGCAGAAAACAGCCAUAGUGAAUGAAGGAGCAAGUAUCGGUGACAAAAGUACAUGGAUUGUAUUCCAGGGCCAAUCUGUUCAGGACAUUAAUGAACUGAUAGUAAAAAUCCUAAAUUAUUUCCCAUCCACUACAUAUGUCAAUUCUUGUUCAACAGUGCAGCGUGCAUUGGAGAGUUCACCCAAAAAUAAAGCAAUUGUACUUUGCCCAGGACUUCAUAAAAUGAGCAACUUGGAUAUUCAGUGUUGCUGCAUCUUGAGAGGUUUUGCUGGUCAUCCUCUUAGCAGCACGUUAGUUGCUGAGGGAUCCUGCAUCUUAGACUGCCCAGGGGGCAACUUUGCAUUGGAGGACCUAAUCAUAAGCUGUGAAAACAACACAGCAUCUGUCAUUAUUAGAAGUGGAUUUCUAAAAAUUCGUAACUGUCAUUUCUUUGGGACAAAGUGGUCAUUUAACUCUCCCGCCAUCAUAGUUUUACAAGGAGCUCAUGUUGAAAUUGACAGCUCUGUUUUUUCAAAUCUUGGAACUGCUUUAAUUAUAUGUCCAGGUGCAGUUGUGCAUAUUGCAUCUAGUGAAAUUUCUUCUUGUUCUGUUGGAAUACAGAUAUCAGAUGAUGCAAUCUUAGUAACAGAUGGUUUGAAAAUCAUUAAAUCCACAGAGUGUGCCAUGAAGAUAGAAUGCAUUAAGGAAGAAAACCGUGAAAAAAGUAGUGGGACAACUGACAUCGUUUCUAGUUUCUGUGGGAUUAAAAGCAACAACUUAGCUAUUGAAAGCACAGUUGGUGAUGAGGUCAUAGUAAUUCACAGUGGAGAUUUAGCUCCAUACGAAGAAUUUUGUGUGUGAAUUUAUACAUUGAGGUGUGCUGUGCUAUUCUUCCUGCAUAUGUGCAAUCUGCUUUACUGGAAUAUAAUUCCAAUUAGUGCCAUAAAGUUUCAUUCACUUUAAUUUUUCAUAAAUACUUUAAUAUAUUUAAUAAACAGCGCUUUAUUUUUUUUAAUUACUUGUAUUGGAUAACAAUUAAAAUGAACAUUACAGUGAGUGCAAUAAAAUACUUUAUUAACAACA
Schistocerca serialis cubense is the source of this 1925-nucleotide messenger RNA. RefSeq names its product protein nessun dorma-like. Gene Ontology annotation, biological process: male meiosis cytokinesis; spermatogenesis. The record is from RefSeq and is a predicted model, not a curated record. The coding region runs from base 120 to 1703 and encodes 527 amino acids. Lineage: Eukaryota; Metazoa; Arthropoda; Insecta; Orthoptera; Acrididae. The transcript has 9 exons.